This is a messenger RNA of Camelina sativa (false flax), 1500 nucleotides long. NCBI's taxonomy places the organism in Eukaryota, Viridiplantae, Streptophyta, Magnoliopsida, Brassicales, Brassicaceae. The record is from RefSeq and is a predicted model, not a curated record.
AUGCCGCCGGAGGCUGAUCCACCGGUGGCGGGGGUUUCUCUCGUGGUUGAUGGCUCUACGGGGGUCGUGGGGCUAGAGGAGGGAGAACUACUGUUGGUUCAAGAGGGAGUUGUAGGGUCGGGGAGUGCUAUAGAGGUGCAAAAGGAUGGUGAAACAGGCAGUGUGGUUUUGGGUGCAGCGGGGUUGGGUGACAAAGUACGUGCCGAGAUGGAAACAAAGGUUGAUGGCAUCGGGAAGGGGGGAGAGCCAGCGAAACAGAAACGCUCGUGGGUUUCAAUGGUUAAAGAUCCGGCAAGACUGGAGAAGGUGGAUUUAGCGGUUGAAGAUGUUGAUGGUAUGCCUACAGUGCAGAUACCAGACAGUGUUUUUGAGGGUGCUCAACCAUUGUGGGAAGAUUUUCUUAUAGGAAAAUUCUUAGCAAAGGCUCCUUUCAUUGGAGGUAUUCAUGCUCUUGUUAACAAGAUUUGGACUCUUGGAGAUCGCUCUAUUAAAAUUGAGGUGUAUGUAGUGGAUCACUACACAGUCGGGUUUCGAAUCCAAGAUACACGGACUCGUGAACGCGUGUUACGACGAGGUAUGUGGAAUCUAUGUGGGGUUCCAGUGGUGAUUACUAAAUGGAGUCCAAUUGUUGACACUAAACAAGAAGAACUAACGAAGGUCCCUCUAUGGGUCAUCGUUAAAAACAUUCCGCCAAAAUAUUUUUCUUGGAAGGUGUUAAGUGCUAUCACUAGCCCACUAAGAGUACCACAGAAGUUGCACUCUGAUACAGAGGCAUGUAAGUCUUUUGAGGAGGCAAAGGUUUUUGUCGAGGUGGACCUAACAAAGAAUCUGCCUAAGCAUAUGUCAUUUAAAUCAGGGAAAGGAGGUGAUACUGUUGUGGAGUUUGUCUACCCGUGGUUACCCCCACGAUGUAUAACAUGCUCCAAAUGGGGUCAUACAAACUCGGACUGUUUGACUAAAGUGAAAGCUGGAGAUUCUGUCCUUCUCAAUCCGGUUCCUAUGACUCAAAGUGACUCUGUGGUAGUUCCUCAAACAGAAUCGCAGGUAGUGGCAGAAAUUGCCAAGGAAGUGUCUGCAGAAGUUACGAAAGAGGCUAAUAUUUUGAGUACAGAGGAUAAAGAACAGGAAUGGUGCACGCCGACUAAGGGGGUUUGCAGCCCGCAAAAGCGGCUUGUUACAGAGCAGGACAAUGUCUCACAGUUCUCUAACUCCUUUUCAUGUCUUAGUGAAAAAGGGGAGAAAGGCGACGAUCUUAACAUUGAUGGGGAACAGAGUAUUACACUUCAUGAGAAUUCUGUCAAUGAAAGCACGAAGAAUCAUGUAGCACAGUCUGAUCAGCAGGGCACUGAAUCUGAGACAUCACGAGUGGAGAUAGCUAUCCGUCCCUCUCUUCCCCGAGCUUCCAAGGAGGGUCACAAAUUUAUCUCGCACACUGGUUCGCAUAGUACUAGGCCUCCUCCUGGUACUCAGCAAACACGUAAAACUGCAAAAAAUCUCUGA